GAUCCGCGGUCUUCGAACCUUCAUCUCGGUCGCGCUACGCCCUCCCGCAGGCUCGGCCCCGUCCCUCCCGGACUCCACUUCAGCUCACACCCGGCCCUCGGGGAGAGCAGCCGCAGGGCCCGCGAGCGCCUUCGCCGAGGCGGGGGCAGGGGGCGGUGACCGUCUCCCGACCUUCCGCCUGGUCGCCUCCAUUAGCCUCUUUGUGAGCCGGGAAAACGAAGCUGCUCCGAGAAGUUCACGAACUCCAGCGCCCCAAGGUGGGUCUUCUGGUGCACAUCAUGUCCAGUUUCGAUGAUGCAGACACAGAAGAGACGGUAACUUGUCUCCAUAUGACUGUUUACCAUCCUGCUCAGUUGCGAAAUGGAAUAUUUCAAUCAAUAAAGUUUUGUAACCGAGAAAAACUCUCCUCCAGCGAAGUAGUGAAAUUUGGCCGAAAUUCCACCUGUCAUUAUACUUUUCAGGACAAACAGGUUUCCCGAGUUCAGUUUUCUCUGCAGCUGUUUAAGAAGUUUGGCAGCUCAGUUCUCUCUUUUGAAAUUAAAAAUAUGAGUAAGAAGACCAGUCUGAUUGUGGACAGUAGAGAGCUGGGCUACCUAAAUAAAAUGGACCUGCCAUACAAGUGCAUAGUGAGAUUUGGUGAGUAUCAGUUCCUGAUGGAGAAAGAAGAUGGAGAGUCAUUGGAAUUUUUUGAGACUCAAUUUAUUUUGUCUCCAAGAUCACUCUUGGAAGAAAACAACUGGCCACCACAUAAGCCCAUACCUGAGUAUGGCAGUUAUUCAUACUGUUCCACACAAAACACUUCUCCUAUAGAAAUGGAUGAAAAUGAAUUGUGAACACAGAGGUCUAAGAGGAGAAACAUGAAGGAUGAAGAGCUUUGGAAACAUUUAAUAAACACUACUUAUUAAGGGUUUAUUAGUGUAGUAUAUUACAGUCAUCUGCUAUGCUGUCAGAUUUGGGAUUUGGUAUCAUUUUGAAGUCUGUAAAUUAUGUUAGUCAUCAACUUAGUCACCUAUUGUAUUCCUGGGUCUAUUUAGAAUUAUUUUAAGUGUACUUCUGUGAGUGUUAAUGUAUAAAAGAUAUCCUUUGUGAUGAAAUAAUGUUCUCAAAAUAACCUUAUUAUUUUUCUGCUUGAUUUUCAUCCUAUGUUUUGUUUUCCUAAGGAACCAUCUCUUGGUUUGGUCACAUCGUUUCAAAGCAGCCAUUUGUUUUUAAGGUCAAGGUUCAAGGCAAAAUGUUACUGGCAAUUGUGGCCUGCUAGUACUUGUAGUACCAGAUUACUGGAAUGCAUUCUAGAGUUGUGUUUGUGCAUCACUGUGGUUUUAACAUGGACUUGAGAAAUAAUAACCUUUACUUGCUAUAAAAUCAUAGUGUUUAUUCCUAAGAUGACAGUUCUCCUUGUCUAUAUUCAGCAUCUAAAACCAGCAUUUAAACAU
This is a messenger RNA of Cynocephalus volans (Philippine flying lemur), 1433 nucleotides long. RefSeq names its product TRAF interacting protein with forkhead associated domain (gene TIFA). Gene Ontology annotation, biological process: positive regulation of canonical NF-kappaB signal transduction; canonical NF-kappaB signal transduction; cytoplasmic pattern recognition receptor signaling pathway. The transcript has 2 exons. Gene Ontology annotation, cellular component: cytoplasm. The record is from RefSeq and is a predicted model, not a curated record. Lineage: Eukaryota; Metazoa; Chordata; Mammalia; Dermoptera; Cynocephalidae. The coding region runs from base 279 to 833 and encodes 184 amino acids. Gene Ontology annotation, molecular function: protein binding.